CGGGACUUCCAACAUAGAAGCAAAUAGCUCUAUGACCAGCUCUCUUACAUCCCCACCAAACAUCUUAUCUCCUAACACAUCUCAGCUCCGGCAGCCAUCGAAUCUAAGAAACACUUUGACUGGUGCUGCCAGUAAAAUCCCCCGACCUGGAAAGAAACCUUAUGCAAAGCCCGUCUCCAGGCUUCCUAAACCCAAGGCUUUGACUAAGCUCGGGUCGACCACAACUGCCACAACUACGACGGUCACGACAACACCUCCACAAUCGACUCGUAGGGCGAGACUAAACGCCGCUGCAGCCAUUGCUCCCAAACCCCGGAGUACGAACACUGUGUCAAACGAAUUGCCUCCAGAUAUCAUCAUUCUCCAACCUCGUCCUCCAAAGGAGGCUCCUCGACUAGCUACACCCGAGCCCAUGACAAAUACCGAUCAAGAACCUAUCGUAAUAGAAGGGGAGGACUCUAUUGUCUCUGUUCGCGCCUCUCCACCCAUCGAGUCCGGCCUAAGUCCACCAAGGUCUGGCUUAUUAUUACGGGACGAGGCCCGUCGACUAAAGCAAGAAGCCGAAGCCCCAUCCCCUACUAUUCCUGUAUUCACUGCUACAGCACCUUCCCUCGGGAUAUUUCCUUCGACAGCACGUCCGAAGGGGCGAGGCAAGAAUACUCUUAUCAGGCCAAUGAUGAUGCCCUUAGACCCCACUUCUCUACGGAACUUGACAACAUCGAACACAUUACGGAAUCAGCAAUACCUAUGCUCACAGAUGGAAACCCAAAUUAUCAUGAAGGAAGGGAAAAGACCUGCCAGUCCUACUAGCAAAGUGCGGACAUUGUUGGACAAGCAAAAGGAGGAGAAAGAUAAGAGCAGAGGAGAACGUGCUGCCAGACGUCGAAUCGCUUCGGGCGAUGGUGAUGAAGAAAUGGAAGAUUCCGCCGCGCCUCGCAAGCAUCCAAGAGCGGCUGGAGAUGACGAGGACUACCGAACGCCUGCGAAGAUCCGAGAACAGGAACGAAUGGAAGUCGAUGAACCAAACGAAAAAGCCAAGAGGAGAGUGAAGUGGAACGUCGACCUAUUACAACGAUUCGAGAUGGAUCAAUCGGACUUGGAAGGUAUUAAGAAGAGUGCUGAGAUAGCCAGAACGAAGACCAUAGCCAAGAGCUGUUUAACUACUCGAGUUCUUCUUGACCCCUUGGGCAAUGUACCUGAUGCAGAUGUCCCGAUAGCCGAUUUGAAGAAAAUAGACGUCAUCGUCACAAAAUUGGUGUACGCUGAUGACCUUCCACCGGUGGAACAGCCAGCCCCUAAGCCACCGCCGAAGCAAACCGGAAAACGAGCAGCGACAAAGAAAUCCAAGAGUCCUAUUGCCGUUGACAUUGCAUGA
Molecule: messenger RNA, 1375 nt
Organism: Acaulospora colombiana
Lineage: Eukaryota; Fungi; Glomeromycota; Glomeromycetes; Diversisporales; Acaulosporaceae
Source: the annotation of a GenBank genome assembly